GUGGGGGGUGCCUUGUAGCCUCCCGGGAGCCUUCAGAGGCAGUUAGGGCUAGUGAAAAGGAAGGAUGAAGAAGGCCAGACUCUGGGAGCUGCUGUGGAUUCUGUUCUUAUCAGAACUCCAAGCUGCCUUUGAAUUACAAGAGGAAAAGUAUGCCAAAACAGAGGGGCAGAACCUGACAGUGAGAUGCCCCUUCAAUAUCAUGAUGUACUUCUAUAGCCAGAAGGCUUGGCAGAGGCUUCAGGACACAGGGGAGCCCUUGACCCUGGCAAUCACAGAGAAGUCAUCAGGGAAUCCCAGUCAAGUUCAAGUGGGGAAGUACACUCUGAAAGAUGACCCCUCAGAGGCCAUGCUCUACGUCCAAAUGACCAACCUUCAAGUGGAGGACUCGGGACUAUAUCGGUGUGUGAUCUACCAUCCCCCUGCGGACCCUAUCAUCCUGUUCCGUCCUGUUCGCCUGGUGGUGACCAAGGAUUCUUCAGUUACCCCUGCCUCUGACAAGAAUCCUACUCUGAACUCGGCUAAGAUCCCUACCCUUACUACCACAAAGGACCCCAGCAAUACCCAUGCCAGGUACAGAACUGUGACCCAACCCUUACCAAAGACAACUGCUCUUAUCUCCUCUCUUGACCCUGGAGUCAACUUCACAAAUAAGACGGAUGUCAUCAGGGUCCCUGUGCUUAGCUUUGUGGUUCCGGUGACCUGUGGACUUCUCAGUAAGAGCCUGGUCUUUGGUGUCCUGUUUGCUGUUACGCAGAGGUCAUUUGGAUCCUAGACCCAUGAAGCCAUGACAAUGACCUCUGACCUCCAGUCAUACCCAUCUGGCAAUUGUGUGGAAGAGGAGUCUGGGGAGAGGAAAAAGAAGGGGAUUAAUGAAUGACAUGAAACGAGUCUAUAAUCACAGGUGACAUCUAAGCUCAGGAUCCCCCCUUCCUGGCUCUUCAACUCCCCUUGUGUCACUAAUCACCUUGAGUGUGUGCUUUGCCUCUCAAAAGAGAAGACACAGCCCCCAGCAUGCCGUGGCCUGUCAUUCCACCAGCGAGUUGGCGUGAAAUAAAGACAGAAUCC
Messenger RNA from Castor canadensis (American beaver), 1065 nucleotides. RefSeq names its product triggering receptor expressed on myeloid cells 1 (gene Trem1). Lineage: Eukaryota; Metazoa; Chordata; Mammalia; Rodentia; Castoridae. Gene Ontology annotation, biological process: neutrophil-mediated killing of gram-negative bacterium; cytokine production involved in immune response; chemokine production. The record is from RefSeq and is a predicted model, not a curated record.